Carassius carassius (crucian carp) is the source of this 842-nucleotide messenger RNA. Its product is annotated as 15-hydroxyprostaglandin dehydrogenase [NAD(+)]-like. The coding region runs from base 26 to 838 and encodes 270 amino acids. The record is from RefSeq and is a predicted model, not a curated record. Gene Ontology annotation, molecular function: oxidoreductase activity, acting on the CH-OH group of donors, NAD or NADP as acceptor. Gene Ontology annotation, cellular component: cytoplasm. Lineage: Eukaryota; Metazoa; Chordata; Actinopteri; Cypriniformes; Cyprinidae. The transcript has 7 exons.
GUUUGUGUGACAGGUGUGUGCUGGGAUGGAUCUGAAGGAGAAAGUGGCUGUAGUGACCGGAGCAGCUCAGGGUUUGGGCAGGAGCUUUGUCGAAAUACUCCUGAAAAACGGAGCGAAGGUGGCUUUAAUCGAUGUGAAUACAUCUCUGGGAGAGGAACUGAAGAGCACACUUGAUCAGGAACAUGGAUGUGACCGGACUGAGUUCUACACGGCUGACGUCUCAUCAGAGGAAGACUUCAAAGGUGUUAUGGGAAAAAUUAUUGAAACAUUUGGCCGCAUAGACAUUUUUUGCAACAACGCAGGGAUCAUCAAUGAAAAGCACUGGGAAAAGACUAUAGCAAUCAACCUGGGUGGAGUGGUCAGAGGAACGUAUCUCGCUCUAGACCAUAUGAAGAAGGAAAACAGUCGUAAUGGAGGAGUCAUUGUCAACAUCUCAUCUAUGGCAGGUCUGGGGCCUUUGCCGAUGGCACCCAUCUACACAGCAACUAAACACGGCGUGGUGGGAUUCAGUCGUGCCAUGGCAGCCGUUUCCAAGCUGGCUAACUAUGGGGUGAGGAUCAACAUUCUCUGUCCGUGGUUUGUGAAGACCAGUUUUCUGUCCGUCAUGAGUUCAGAAGAGCAUACUGGAAGUUUCUUUCCACUGAAGGGUUUUGCAGAGAUGAUGAUUGAGAGCCGCGGCUGUCUGGAGGCUGAUGUGGUUGCCAAGGCCUUUCUUGUUCUUGUGAAAGAUGAGAGUAAGAAUGGAGAUGUUCUGAUGAUUGAUCCCGAGGGGGCAGCUUUUGUCUCUUUCCCUGAACAGGGCAAGAACAUGCCAUGUACUCCGGUCAGUCUCCAGUAGCCGA